Cynara cardunculus var. scolymus (artichoke) is the source of this 1460-nucleotide messenger RNA. RefSeq names its product gibberellin 20-oxidase-like protein. The transcript has 5 exons. The record is from RefSeq and is a predicted model, not a curated record. Lineage: Eukaryota; Viridiplantae; Streptophyta; Magnoliopsida; Asterales; Asteraceae. Bases 544 to 1302 code for a protein of 252 amino acids. Gene Ontology annotation, molecular function: dioxygenase activity.
UCUGGUUCAGAAUUUCAAACAACCGAGUUCUUGAUGUUGAUAACGAUGAUGUUGUUGGAGACUUGGAUUCAAUUUCGAAUAUUAAUCUUAGAACGAAAGCAUUCCAUCAAGUGAUUGCAUAAAAAAAAUGUCAACUUCAAAUCGGGGAACAGAAUGACAGUUGCAUCAGAUGUCAAUUUCGAAUCGAUGUUUCAAAGUCAUCUUGUUCUCUCAAUAAAACCUUCAGAUUCGCCUUCAACAGCUUAAUCAUAGUAGUAAUUGACAGCAACUAUCGUCAUUAGCUUCUCUCGUCAAGUUGCUUUUGCCAUUUGUUUGGUAUUUCACGGUAGUUCUAAUGAAAACGGUUCGUGUUCUAAUGCAAAUUUUGUUUACCAUCUGAUCGUCUAGAGAUUAUCUGGAAGUGGUGUAAACACUGGUCCAUGAUUGGAGAUGAAGAUGAAAUACAAAACCAAGUGGAUCUCUACACCUUACUUGAAUAUGAAGAAAAAGAAAUCGCAAGCAGAAGGUAGAAAAAACUCAGCUAAUGCAUCCUGAUUCUAAUAAAUGCAUUCAGUGCCCUCCAGAAAAAUCCAAACAAAAAGGAAUCUUUUCCAGAACUGCCAAACUAGCUCUGCUGAAGUGCUCUUUAAUCAGUCGAAUUCAGAAUUCAGUGAGGUGUUGGGAGAAUAUGGGAGCAAAAUGAGGACCCUAUCGAAUAAAAUCACCGAGAUACUGUUGAUGUGUUUGGGGGAAGAUUUUGGUAGGAAGUUUGAAUCCGAGUUCUCCAACUCCGAAGGGUAUUUGAGGAUAAACAACUACUCGUCACCUGAAAUCAUCGGAAAAGACGUUGAAGGGCUCGGCAUGCACACCGAUAUGAGCUGCAUAACGAUAGUUUAUCAGGACAAUAUCGGCGGGCUUCAAGUGAGAUCUAAAGAAGAGAAAUGGAUGGACAUAAACCCGUGUGCCGAAACACUAGUUGUGAAUAUUGGAGAUCUGAUGCAAGCCUGGAGUAAUGGGAAGUUAAGAUCAUCUGAGCAUAGAGUCGUCUUAAAAGAACGUAAAAACCGGUUUUCGCUUGCUUUCUUCUGGUGUUUUGAGGAUAAUAAGGUAGUUUUUGCACCUGAUGAAGUUGUGGGUGAGAACAAUUUGAGAGCUUAUAAACCCUUCUUGUGUGCUGAUUAUAUGAAGUUCAGAGAAAAUAGUGAAAAAGGCAAGUUUGAAAAAGUUGGCUUCACAGUUAAAGAUUUUGCAGGUACUAAAAACGAAUCAUCCGAAAAUUCACCCGUCGGUCGGCUUAUUGAAACUCGAGAAGUUCCGGUUUGAAUAUCUGAUAAAUUACCAGUAAUAUGUUAAUAAACAGGUAACAAAAGUUGUCUUAUUUUAAACUGGUUUACUUUAUUUUUUUGGUUUUUUUUUCCUUUUCCAAUGUGCAGUUUUAUUUAUAUUUUUGAUGUACAAACUUUCCAUUGGAUUUGGUGCCA